Messenger RNA from Penicillium subrubescens, 2280 nucleotides. RefSeq names its product putative glycosylphosphatidylinositol-alpha 1,2 mannosyltransferase (gene gpi10). The record is from RefSeq and is a predicted model, not a curated record. Gene Ontology annotation, molecular function: alpha-1,2-mannosyltransferase activity. Gene Ontology annotation, biological process: GPI anchor biosynthetic process. Bases 1 to 2280 code for a protein of 759 amino acids. Gene Ontology annotation, cellular component: endoplasmic reticulum membrane. Lineage: Eukaryota; Fungi; Ascomycota; Eurotiomycetes; Eurotiales; Aspergillaceae. The transcript has 5 exons.
AUGUCGCCCUCCAUGGCCUCUUCCCCGCGUCGUAUCGCGUCGCAACCGCCACCAUCCCCGGCGACUAACAUCUUCCUCUUCCUUGUCGCAUUUCGCCUCCUCAAUGCGCUCGCCGUCCGCACCUUCUUUCAACCCGAUGAAUUCUUCCAGUCGUUGGAGCCAGCAUGGCAGAUUGCCUUUGGCAAGGGCCAGGGUGCCUGGGUGACCUGGGAAUGGCACCACCAACUCCGAUCCUCCUUGCACCCGUUAUUCUUCGCCGCCGUCUACAAAGUUGUAAACUUCCUUGCGACUGCCCUACAUCUCUCUUCCGCGACACGCGCCGAACUCCUGAUCGCCGGACCGAAGACCGCGCAGGCCGUGAUCGCGGCGAUCGGCGACUUUUAUACCUGGAAACUAGCUACGCGCGUUUACGGGAAGGAUUCUCGUGGCGCAUGGACAACGUUAAUCGUCACAGUCCUCAAUCCUUGGCAGUGGUUCUGCUCAACAAGGACCCUGUCAAAUUGCGUUGAAACCUCGGUGACGAUUGUCGCAUUGGACCUGUGGCCAUGGCAGUGGUCAGCAGGUGCCUCGCCCGACAACAACCGUCGAAACAAUGCUGGCAGUGAGAAGGGGGCCGCCGAGGGUCAAAGACUGUUGUCUAGCCUUCGGCAAUGCUUGUCCUUAGCAGCUCUCGCUUGUAUUCUCCGCCCGACCAACAUCCUGAUCUGGGCGACGUUGGCCACCGUCGCUUGGCUUCGGACCAGCUGGAGCCAGCGCAAGGUGCUCGUCCGGGAGGUCCUUCUCUGCGGGCUAGCAGUCCUUGCUGUGUCGGCCGUCGCAGAUCGUCUAUUCUACGGAUUCUGGACAUUCCCUCCUCUUCGCUUCCUAUACUUCAACAUUGCACAGUCUCUUGCGGUAUUCUACGGCCGGAAUGAUUGGCACUACUACGCAUCACAGGGAUAUCCGCUCCUACUCACCACUUUACUUCCUUUUGCGCUGGUCGGUCUCUACCGCACCUUGAAGACCCGAACCUCGUCUGCUGCCGAUAAAUUGCAGACAGAGAUUCGAGUGCAGUUGGCGAUCGUGUGUCUGCUCAUGCCGUUCGUCCUGUCUCUGAUCUCCCAUAAAGAAGUGCGCUUCAUUUACCCGCUACUACCAUCGCUGCACAUUCUUGCUGCGCCGCCCCUUGUACAGUUCUUCUAUCCCGCGGUAUACUCGCGGUCAUCAAGUGCCUAUACCCCGCAAAGACUGGCCCUCAUCUUCCUUGUCCUGGCCAACCUUGUCAUUGGCCUAUACACCACACUCUACCACGCAUCUGGAGUUGUGAAUGUCCUUACAUACCUACGCCAUCAACAUGAGGCCCACGGUUCAUCUGCCGAAUCUUCUUUAGACUUGCAGACCAAGCCCGGAAUCACGGCUGGAUUCUUGAUGCCCUGUCACAGCACCCCGUGGCGCUCGCACCUGGUAUACCCCACCAUCGACGCAUGGGCACUCUCCUGCGAGCCACCAAUCGAUCGCACCACGGCCGAAAAAGUCGUCUACCGCGACGAAGCAGAUCAAUUCUACGAUGAUCCAUCCCAGUUCCUCCGCGACAACAUGAAAGGCGGCCUCCGCUAUCUCCCCUCCCGACCCAGCUACGCCGCUGGCAUCCGGUCUCCCUCCGACACAGGCAAGCAUACCUGGACACACGAGUGGCCCGACUACCUGAUCUUCUUCGAGCAACUAGAGCCCACAUUGCACACCCUGCUCCGCGCUUCUUCAUACGCAGAGUGCUGGCGCACCUACAACACCGCAUGGCACGAUGACUGGCGCCGACGCGGCGACGUCGUCGUCUGGUGUCUCGACCCCUCCGAACAAGACGCAUGGCGCGCCGAGAAACAUCAACGCGCGCAGGAGCACCGCGACCGGCAAUUCGAGCGAAUCGUCGAGGUAUUCCAAAAAGACGUGCGCCGGCAGCAGAAGCAAGGCUGGAAAGCUCUAAUUUCAUCUCGGUCUCCAUUCUCAUUCUCAUUCCCUUCCUCGUUCCCUUGGUCCUCGCGAUCCCGAGUAUCGACAUUCGCCUCAUGGCGCCGCUCAGUGCAGUCAUACUUUUCUCCUCGCCGUUCAUGGCGGGACUCAAUACAAUCUAUCCUCGCGCCUCGGCCUGCGAGUGUCUGGCCGUGGAAUCGACGGACCCAGUCGCUGUGGGAGAGGUUUUGGGCUCCGACGCCGAGUAUCUGGGAUUGGAUUCCUUUCUCGAUGCCUGAGUGGUUGAGUGGCUCGUCUAAAUAUGAUGCUGAGGACCGUGAAUUGUGGAAUUGA